AUGGCAGAGACAAUGGUGGUGCCAAUGGAUUACGUGGUGUUGAAAUCGAAGAUUGGAAAGGGCUUUCCAUACAUGAAAGCUGAUGAAUGGAAGUCCUGGGUGCUAGUGUAUUCACCUAUCUUGUUGAAGGCCGUCCUGCCAAUUGAAAUGUUCAGAAAUUGGAUCAGUUUUGUUGACGCCUGCCACCAAUUAGUAAAGCCAAGCAUCACAUUCUCUGACAUUGACAACGGCCAUAAAUUUCUUCAAGAAUUCUGUACUGAGUGCCAGCGUAUUUACACUCCAACUAUUCUCACCUGUAACAUGCAUUUACAUCUCCAUCUUCGCGAGACCAUCUGUGAUUUUGGACCAAACGUGAAUACGAACAGAAAAGAUUUUUUUGAGGUUACAUACAUGAAUAGUUUCGUCCAAGAUACAUUCAAAGGUGAUUUUGUUCAUGCUGCUCUCACAUGCCCAAGCCAAGUACCGUUUCUUCCUCUUCUCGCCAAGCUUACUGCCACAGCUCAACCCUCCACUUCAAAAAAUACAAUAACUUUUCCCCAGCGCCCGUUCAGACUAUCAGCCUUCAUCCAAGCAUACUCAAACCCUUCUCUUCCAGUUCUUGGCAAUGAACCUCUUCCUCCAUCCGCAUUUCCUCUCCAUAUUGAACCCCCAUCAGCAAUGAGUGAUGUCGACUAUCCUCAUUUGCUUGAUUACUAUAAAGUCGCAUACUGCAUGCCAAAUCUUGAAGGUUACCAGCAUCCCUCCUCUCCAUUCUCCUUUGUCAACAACCAAAUCAUAAAGUUGAAAUCAAUCAAUUUGCUUGGUCAGGUUUACAAAGGCUGCAAAUAUACUUCUGGUUGCAGCUCAUUUGUUCAAUCUCUGUUCCUUGGAAGUCAAGGCAAUAAUCGGUUGGCAUACACUGGCCAAAUUCAGUAUCUGUUCUUGCACUCUUUCACUCCAUCAGUAGACAACACAGAGCUCCAAACACGUGUCAUUUAUCAAGAUAAACACGUGUUUGCGUUUGUUAAGUGGUUCCAGAUUGAGCAUGACCGUUCAAGAGAGUUGGAAAGUGUUGACAUCUGCAGUGCAGAUUUUAUUGCAUGUGAUUUUGAAUCCAUCUUGCCAGUACAUCGAAUAUCAUCAGUUGUUGCAACAUGUGAUUAUAAAACCAGCACAAAUAAUAAGAAAAUACUUGUCAACGCUUUACCACACAAACAAUACAAUUAA
Messenger RNA from Phycomyces blakesleeanus NRRL 1555(-), 1206 nucleotides. RefSeq lists its product as hypothetical. The transcript has 2 exons. Lineage: Eukaryota; Fungi; Mucoromycota; Mucoromycetes; Mucorales; Phycomycetaceae. The record is from RefSeq and is a predicted model, not a curated record. Bases 1 to 1206 code for a protein of 401 amino acids.